CCCUCCUCUAUGGCCAGGAUACCAUGGAUAUUCUCCAUGCUGUUUCUGCUUGUGCUCCACUCUCCAGGGGCCUCGUUGGCCCCAAACCAGCACCUGUGUGGCUCUCACCUGGUCGACGCCCUCUACUUCAUUUGUGGGGAGCGAGGAUUUUACUACAGUCCGAACCGAGCCCACAAGCGGGACCUGGAAAAUCUGCUUGGGUUCCUGGCGAAAAGGGCCAGAGUGGAGGAGCGGCUGUGGAGGGUUCUGUCUGCCCGUGACGAGCCCAAGGUGAAGAGAGGCAUCGUGGAGCAGUGCUGCCACAAGCCGUGCAGCAUUCACCACCUGGAGGACUACUGCAACUGACCACUCCGCAACUAGCACUACUCAUAGCUUGUAAAGAGGUCCGGAAGUCAAUUUCUGUCCCCGACUCUCGCUGGCUAUGUCUUAUCAAGUGAAGGAAAUAAAGCGUCAUGACCCAUAACCCGAGGCUCCUCUCUGCAAUGAUGGAAUGUGUGUUCUAUGUCAGCUGGUGUCGGUGAAAAGCGGGCUGCAGCCGACGGCUGCGGUCCUGGAGUGCCCUCUACUGGCUGAGGAGCGACAUGGCAAAGAUGAGGCAAGCAAAAACCCUGAAGUGAAUGAAUCACAAAUACAAUGGUGCGAAGGAUUAAAAAAAAAAAAUCUUUAUUUACAAAGUAAACAUUUACAGCCACCAUAUUUAAAGAGGACCCCGCUACAAUAAAAACUACAUAUGUACAUAAAAAGAUACAUUUUAUGUACAUUUCAUUUAUGUUUGGAGCUCGGUUAUCCAAUUCAGACACAUCUUGCAUCCACUU
Molecule: messenger RNA, 815 nt
Organism: Xiphophorus hellerii (green swordtail)
Lineage: Eukaryota; Metazoa; Chordata; Actinopteri; Cyprinodontiformes; Poeciliidae
Gene: insb
Product: preproinsulin b
Exons: 2
Coding region: 10-345 (111 amino acids)
Cellular component (GO): extracellular region
Molecular function (GO): hormone activity
Source: RefSeq, a predicted model, not a curated record